This is a messenger RNA of Arxiozyma heterogenica, 1365 nucleotides long. RefSeq names its product transcription factor HAP4 (gene HAP4). NCBI's taxonomy places the organism in Eukaryota, Fungi, Ascomycota, Saccharomycetes, Saccharomycetales, Saccharomycetaceae. The record is from RefSeq and is a predicted model, not a curated record. The transcript has a single exon. Gene Ontology annotation, cellular component: nucleus. Gene Ontology annotation, biological process: regulation of DNA-templated transcription. Bases 1 to 1365 code for a protein of 454 amino acids.
AUGUCUCCAUCUGUUGCUUUAAGUUCCAAUUUGUUAAAGAAUAAUACUCCAAUUGCUCCACCUCCAAAUUCAGGAAGAAGAAAAUCCCUCCACUUUACUCCAAUUAUUCCAAAAAGGAAGCUUUCUAUUAAUAGUGUCGUUUCAACUGGUGACAGUGGUCAUUCUUUAAAUUCACCAAAUAAAAGAUACAAUAGAUCAAAUAGCGCGGCUGGUCCAAGUACUGGAAAUGUAAUCUCUACUAUUAAGACAUCAAGAAAAUGGGUUCUUCCACCAAGACCAAGGCCUGGCAGAAAGACCUUUUUCAGUGGAAACAAUAAUUGUGGUAACGGCGAAACAAAUACCAACUCAAACAAUGUAGUGGGUAAAGGUCAUGAUAAAAAUUCUCCAAGUUCUCCUACUUCUACCUCGUCUGUCAUAUCUUCCACAUCCUCUUCUUCUGCCACUAGUUCGGUCUUUUCAAAUACCAAUAAGAGAAGAACUCGUAGUGUUCCUAUAAUACCGCACGUUAAAGGUGACUCCAACAAUAAUAUUCUUAAUAAGACUAACCUUUCAAAAAAGAAUUCGAAUAACUAUUUGGCAUUUCUUAAGUUUGAUGAUGAAACUUCAACCUUAAAUCUAUCGUUAGCUGAAGAGACCGUUGGUAAACAAAGUUCUAUAUUGUCCACUGUGUCAACACAUAAUGAACAUGCUGCAACUUCAGUCACCCCAAAUAAUUUCUCAGUUGUUUCAUCUUCUGAUAAGAAUGCUGUAAAGACUACAGCAGUAAGUUCCGCAGUCAGUACUAUUAGUAGUACUAGUACUGCACUUCAAAGAGAGCCCUCCCCGACUGAAACUGUUAUGACUACUCCAUUAAAUGAUAUGGGUACUUCUCUUAAUAAGUUACAUACUUUCACCUUUAACAAUGAAAAUAUUAGUUCUGUAAGUAACAACGGCAUAUUCCAGGAGUUCAAUAUAGAUUACAAUUAUAAUAUGUCAUCUACACUCCUUUCAUCGUUUGCAUCAAAUCCAAGUUCUCGUGAUAACAUCAAGAAUCCGGAAAAUAAUGAUGGUUUUAUUGAGAAAACUACCAAUGAUGAAUUAGAGAAUGAAAUAUAUAAUAACAUUUGGAAAUUUUUGCCACGUUAUAAUAAGACCGUAAAUGAUACUGCAGAUACUAAUGGUAAUAAAGAAGACAGUGUCAACAACAAUGAAAAUGCUAACAAUUAUAAUUCCAAUAGCAAUAAAAACAGUUUAACUAAUCCUGCAGCCAAUGAUAUUGAUUCAUAUUUCUAUUCUGCACCGACUUUAGAAGAGUUGAUGGAUGAGCAAGAUAACAAUUUUAAUGGUUUUAACAAUUUCAGUUUUUCCUUGCAGGAUUUGCCAUAG